This is a messenger RNA of Heteronotia binoei (common prickly gecko), 1029 nucleotides long. It is a transcript of the gene TNF, whose product is annotated as tumor necrosis factor. Gene Ontology annotation, molecular function: cytokine activity; tumor necrosis factor receptor binding; CD40 receptor binding. The record is from RefSeq and is a predicted model, not a curated record. Lineage: Eukaryota; Metazoa; Chordata; Lepidosauria; Squamata; Gekkonidae. Gene Ontology annotation, biological process: tumor necrosis factor-mediated signaling pathway; positive regulation of transcription by RNA polymerase II; immune response. The coding region runs from base 126 to 857 and encodes 243 amino acids. Gene Ontology annotation, cellular component: cell surface; membrane. The transcript has 4 exons.
GUGAGGGCCACCUGGCGAAAACAGCCCACCAAAUUCCAGCAGCCACCUUGAAAGCCACCACAGGCGGCUCCGGCUCAUCUGAGGAAAAACUGACGUGCCUCUUGCCUGAAACGCAUCCCCAAGCCAUGAGCUCCGAGCAAUUGGUGUACGACGUGGAGAAAGGCAGCAAUGUGAUCGUGGUGCGUGACCCACCACGAAAAGAUAGCCACUGGAAGUGCCUGAGCAUCUGCUCUUUCCUGCUCCUCAUUGGGGCUGUCACGGUUUUCACUCUGCUGCAGUUUGGAGCAUUUGGGUCCUUGACAAACCAGGACUCUAAGGGAAAUGGAAUCCCCUUUUCUGAAGGAAUGCCCCAGACAUUGAGAGUGCGAGCUGCUGCAUCUGGGAAGCCUGCUAUCCACGCCAUUGCAUCCAGAACUGAGCAUAACCACAACAAGAAGUUGGUCUGGACUACCAGUUUGAUCCCUGCCAUGACAAGGAAUGGCAUGGAACUCGAUAAGAAGGAAAAUGCUCUCGUGGUGCCUUCCACUGGACUCUAUUUUGUCUACUCUCAGCUUCUGUUCCAUGGAGGAAGCUGCCAAGAACACACUGAAGAAUCUUUGUUGCUCACUCACACCAUUUCUAGUAUGUCCAGAGAGUUCAAUGGAGGCAAGGUGGAAUUGAUGAAGUCCAUCAAAUCUGUCUGUGAGAGUAACAAUGUCAGCCAAGGACAAAACAAGCUCUGGUUUGAAUCCAUCUACCAAGGGGGUGUUUUCCUGCUACAAGAAGGGGACAAGCUGUUGUCAGACACGGAAUCAGCCAAAUACCUGAACUGGGAUCAAGAAGGACAGGUCUAUUUUGGGGCCAUAGCACUGGAUUAAAAAGCCACCUUGAUUCAUACUUAAUCCAACCCAUAUUCCUCUGACUCUGGUCCCACCAUUCAAAAUGCAAGCCAUCUCUGUGUGCACUCCCCCAUUUCCUCAGCAUGCAACAGUUCCCUGAGGCUAUGGAGAAAUGUCUCAGCACUCCUUGUUGACAAAAUAACCAACAAAA